AUGGCUACUCUCGAACAAGGUGUUGCUAAUCUCAACAUUGACAAAGCAAACUUCACUUCCAACAAUUCAUCUACAGCCAGCUUGAAACACGGCUAUAUAGAUACCCCCUUCAGUGGUAAGAAGGACCAGUUUGAACAGGUUUUGGACGCACUUGACUCCACUGGUUUCAUUCCGGAGUCUUUGUUGGAAUCAGAGGCCAAGUGGUUUUACGAUUCAUUGGGAAUUGAUGAUGUGUUUUUUGCCAGACUGACCCCAGAAGAGAUUGCUGGUCAUAUUCACGCCUUGUACUCGUGUAAAGUGCAAGCUUAUGCAAAUGCAGGUGAACAACCAUUGAUUUCAUACAAGAGAGAGGCUGAAGACCAUGCAGUAUUUUUUGACACGGUGGAUGCUUUGGAUUACGCAAGAAAUCCAUUUGAAAGCUUGAUUGAUGAUAAGUAUAUCGAUCCAAGUGAUGCUGCAACCAAGAGUUAUCGUGCUGAAUAUUUUGCUGCGCCAUUAAAUUACCAAACUGAUCCUAUUUUGAAUGGAAUUUAUGCUCAAAACAAGAAUCUCGGUGAGCAAAUUGUCAGAUUGGUUUUUGUUUACAAAAAUCAAUUCAAGAAUGGUAAGGUUGCUGCUAAUGAGUUAGAUUUGGACAAGAUUGGUGAUGAAACUUUCUUGAAGAUUGCUUCACAAAAUACUAAAUCUUUAUAUGAAAGCAUUCAAAAGGAAGUUGUCGAAUCCACCGGUCCAAUUAUCAAACAUUUCCCAAUUGAAAACACUGAAGAGUACCGUGUUAUCAUUGGUUAUAGACAAAGCACAGCUGCAAGAUACAAUUCAGCAUUGAGUGAUUUGGCCAAUUACUACAAGUUACAAACUACCAGAAAAUAUGUUGAGCAGUUUGCUAAUGGCGUAACAAUCACAUCAAUGUAUGUUACUUCAAGACUGAGAUCAGCUGUUGACUUGUCAAUUUACCAAGUGAUCAAGGAGGCAUCUUUGUUGUACUGUAUUCCUCACAACUUUUUCCACACCAGAUUCAUCCAAGGCGACUUGUCUUUGCAAGAAGCCAUCUAUGCUCAAUCAGGUGUCAUUUUUGUCACUCAUUUUUUGAACCGUUUAGGUCCAGAGUACAAGAAAUUGUCUUCGUUGUUGGAUCCUUCAAAGUCGACUGAACACGCUGAAGUGUUGAGCAGUUUAAAGAAGAGAUUGAGGUCGGAGACAUACACUCAAGAGUAUAUCAAAGAAGUCUUUGAUGUGAGAAGCGAUAUUGUUCGUAAAUUGUAUCGUCAGUUUGCUGAUGUUCACUAUAUCAGGUCCUCAAUGGAAAAGACGUUGUCUUACCAAAGAUUGUCGCAAAUUCAGCCAGUUGGUUCUGAGGAAGAGUUUGAACAGUUGCUCAGCAGAGAAUGCUCACAAAAUGAGCAUCAUGCUAUUGUUUUGAGAGCUUUGUACACAUUCAACAAGUCUAUUUUGAAGACCAAUUUUUACACCUCAACCAAAGUGGCUCUAUCCUUUAGAUUGAAUCCAGCAUUUUUGCCAGAAACAGAAUACCCUGAUCGUCCAUAUGGUAUGUUUUUCGUUGUUGGUUCUGAUUUCAGAGGUUUCCACAUUAGAUUUAGAGAUAUUGCCAGGGGUGGUAUCAGAAUUGUGAGAUCAAGAAACUUGGAUGCCUACAAUGUCAAUGCUAGAAAUCUUUUUGAUGAAAACUACAAUUUGGCAAACACGCAACAACGUAAGAAUAAGGAUAUCCCUGAAGGUGGGUCCAAGGGUGUUAUUUUGUUGGAUUCCGGUUCAGCGCAAGAUCGUGCUCAAGCAAGCUUUGAAAAGUAUAUUGAUGCAUUGAUUGAUUUGCUUUUGAAACAACAUAUUCCUGGGGUUAAAGAUAGUUAUGUUGACUUGUACAAUAAGCCCGAAAUUUUGUUCUUGGGGCCCGAUGAAGGAACUGCUGGGUAUGUUGAUUGGGCUACUUUGCAUGCAAGAGAGAGGGGAGCACCAUGGUGGAAGUCUUUCUUGACCGGUAAGUCGGAGGCAAUUGGUGGUAUUCCUCAUGACGAAUAUGGUAUGACCACGUUAUCUGUUCGUGCUUAUGUCAACAAGAUUUACGAGAAGUUGAACAUUGAUGAUUCCAAGAUCCGUAAGUUUCAAACCGGUGGCCCAGAUGGUGAUUUAGGAUCUAAUGAAAUUUUGUUGUCAAGAAGAGAAAUUUAUGUCGGUAUAGUUGAUGGUUCAGGUGUCAUUGCAGAUCCAAAUGGGUUAGACAAGGAGGAGUUGGUUCGUUUGGCCAAGGCAAGAAAGACUAUUGAACAUUAUGAUCGUUCCAAAUUGUCACCUCAAGGUUACAUAGUCCUUGUUGAUGAUUUUGAUGUGACUUUACCUAGCGGACAAGUUGUCACCAGUGGGGUUGCAUUUAGAAAUACUUUCCAUUUGAAAUUGAAGGAGCAAUUUGGAACCAAUGGGGUAGAUCUUUUCGUUCCAUGCGGUGGUAGACCAGCUGCUAUUGACACCAAUAAUGUUCAUGAAUUGAUUGACGAAAAGACUGGUAAAUCAAUCAUUCCAUACUUUGUUGAAGGUGCCAACUUGUUUAUUACCCAAUCUGCGAAAUUGGUUUUGGAGAAAGCUGGUACAAUUAUUUUCAAAGAUGCAUCUACAAACAAGGGUGGUGUCACUUCUUCGUCCUUGGAAGUUUUGGCAGCAUUGGCCUUUGAUGAUAAAGGAUUCUUGGAGAAUAUGUGUGUUGAUAAACAAACUGGAGCCAAACCUCAAUUUUACCAAAAAUAUGUCAAGGGUGUGCAAGACAAGAUUGUUGCUAAUGCCAAUGCUGAGUUUGAAGCAUUGUGGAAGUUGAAGGCAGAAACUGGUACACCAUUCACCAUAUUGUCGGAUAAAUUAUCCCUUGCAAUCAACAAGUUGGGUGAUGAAUUGGCCAAUUCAAAGGAACUUUGGGACGAUGACGUUGAUUUCAGAAAUGCUGUCUUGUUGGACUCAUUGCCACAAUUGCUUUUGUCUACAGUUGGAAUCGAAAAUGUUCUUGCUAGAGUUCCACAAGCUUACUUGAAGGCUAUUUUUGCAACGUAUUUGGCAUCGCAUUUUGUGUAUUCGAGAGGCAUUGAUUCGAACCCAGCCAAAUUCUUGGAAUUCAUUAGUAAUAUCAGAAAGAGUUUUGUACAAAAGGGUUUGUUGAAGUACUGA
Messenger RNA from Lodderomyces theae, 3168 nucleotides. It is a transcript of the gene GDH2, whose product is annotated as glutamate dehydrogenase (NAD(+)). Gene Ontology annotation, molecular function: L-glutamate dehydrogenase (NAD+) activity. The transcript has a single exon. Gene Ontology annotation, cellular component: mitochondrion. NCBI's taxonomy places the organism in Eukaryota, Fungi, Ascomycota, Pichiomycetes, Serinales, Debaryomycetaceae. The record is from RefSeq and is a predicted model, not a curated record. Bases 1 to 3168 code for a protein of 1055 amino acids.